This is a messenger RNA of Ostreococcus tauri, 642 nucleotides long. Its product is annotated as Proteasome B-type subunit. The transcript has a single exon. Gene Ontology annotation, molecular function: threonine-type endopeptidase activity. Gene Ontology annotation, cellular component: proteasome core complex. The record is from RefSeq and is a predicted model, not a curated record. Lineage: Eukaryota; Viridiplantae; Chlorophyta; Mamiellophyceae; Mamiellales; Bathycoccaceae. Bases 1 to 642 code for a protein of 213 amino acids.
AUGGCGGUGAAGUACGCCGAUGGCGUCGUUCUCGGAGCGGAUUCGCGAACGAGCACGGGGACGUACGUCGCCAAUAGGGCGAGCGACAAGAUCACACCAAUAUGUGAAAACGUGUGGAUGUGUCGAAGCGGAAGCGCGGCGGACACGCAGAACGUCGCCGCGUAUGUGUCACGAUUAGCGCAAGAACACGCAGUUUCGGUUUCAAGCGCCGGGGCCGACGCGGACGAGGGAAUCAAGUGCGACGUGAAACUCGUCGCAAACAUAACGCAAAAAAUCGCAUACCAAAACAAGGACAGGUUACAGGCUGGGAUGAUCAUAGCCGGUUACGAUCGGAAAUUAGGACCUCAGGUGUACGGGAUCCCGCUUGGUGGAGCCAUGAUGGAGAAUCCGUUCACCGUAGGCGGGAGCGGGAGCGCGUACAUUUACGGGUGGUGCGACGACACGUUCCGCGAGAACAUGUCAAAAGAGGAAGCGCAGGCGUGGGUAAAGCGCGCCAUCUCUCUCGCGAUUGCGCGCGACGCGUCAUCGGGUGGUGUGAUCCGUCUCGUCACCAUCGAUGCCACCGGAGUAAGUCGCCAGAUGAUACAACCCAUCGAGCAACCGCUCUGCGACGAGGAGUUACCCGCGGUGAAGCGGUCGUGA